Messenger RNA from Menidia menidia (Atlantic silverside), 1930 nucleotides. The record is from the annotation of a GenBank genome assembly. NCBI's taxonomy places the organism in Eukaryota, Metazoa, Chordata, Actinopteri, Atheriniformes, Atherinopsidae.
GCGUCGACGAGUUUCCGGGAGGGUAAUUCAAACUUCAGCGACAUAGUUAACUGCGCAAUCACCGAGUCUCUUACCGGCAAACCGUGAGACCCAACAUGGCUGCCUUUGUGCUGUUGGCGUUGGCGGUCGUUAGUGCGCCAGCUCUCUCGCUCCUCACGGAAACGAAGACUCAGGAGCAACUCUUGCUCAGUUCUUUGGGGCUCUCCGAGCGGCCAGCUCCCCCAAGGGCCGACCGACCCCGGCGACCUAUACCCUCGGCACUCUGGAGGAUGUACCGGGUGUCGGAGAACCUCAAGGCCCGGGAGAGCGACCACUGCACGGUGUCAGAGUACGGAGUCCGCGGUAACAUCAUCCGAUACGUUCAGGACCAAGGCAGGCUGGUGUCGGGCUGGGGCAGUAGCUGUCAUGAUUGUCUGGAGAAGCAGCUUUUCUUCAACAUGUCUGUCCUGCAACCUGUGGAGCUGCUGUCUCUGGCUCAGUUGGAAAUCAGAUUCCAUUGGAAGUCCCUCAGGCAUGCGGAGCUCCUGCAGGCCCAUCGAGUCAUCAGCGUAUCUCUGUAUAAAGUAAUCCGAGCCACGCUGAGGGGAGCCGACCCUCAGGCCAACCGUCGACUCCUGCUGGUGCAGUCGGUUCAGCUGCAACCUGAGCCCUCCACUAUCUCCAUGGAUCUCACAUCUCUUGCAGAGAGCUGGCGCAAACCCGGACGCAACUAUGGUUUGAUUUUGGAGCUUAUUCCUCAUGGGUCAAAACCAGAGGAGGAGCUUGUUCCUUUUUAUCCUGGUAACGUCCUUCCUUUGGAACCAACUCUCAUUCUUCCAGUGAUUGAGGCCUCACUGGUGGCGGUGUCCCUGAACCCCCACCAGUGUCGCUUCAGGCAGAGGAGAAAUGCCAUCCACCUCCCUGUGACCCCAAGCAACGUGUGCAAAGCGCGUCGCCUCUACAUCGACUUCAAGGAUGUGGGCUGGCAGGACUGGAUCAUCGCUCCUCAGGGCUACCUGGCCAACUACUGCCAUGGCGAGUGCCCGUUCCCACUCAGCGAGAGUCUCAAUGGCACCAAUCAUGCCAUCCUACAAACCCUGGUGCACUCCCUAAACCCACAGGACACACCUCAGCCCUGCUGUGUUCCCAUCCACCUGUCCCCCAUUUCCAUGCUUUACUAUGACAACAAUGACAAUGUGGUUCUUCGACAUUACCAGGACAUGGUGGUGGAUGAGUGUGGUUGCCGAUGACUGGCUCAACUAACAGCUUUGCAAGUUUAUUGUCAGAUUUUGAUACUCAGAUACUCUUUAUAUGAACUUUUAAAAUGUUUUUAUAUAUCAUAAAGUUUGACGGAAUGUAUUUUGGAUUCUAGAUUAUUGCAUGUAGUUUACUUUGUUUUUUUGGUUAACAUCAACAGUAUUUAUACAGUUUUCAUAUGAUUCGCAUCACUUAACAAAAAAAUUUAAUAAAAACACAAUUUCAUGUUGCAUAAAGACCACCGUAAGCUCUUUACCUACCGUCCAGUCAUUUUCUUUGGUCAAUUUUAGAAGGGUGAUUAAAUCAAAUGUGAUUAGUAUUUUAGGCCCACUAAGAGACAUUAGCCAAGAUUCUUCUUUCCUUUAAAAAAAAAAAAAAAAAAAAAAAAAGUUUUCUACCUCUUUUGUUACUGAUAUACUGGUAUCUAAUUAAUAAGAAUAAAAGUGACUUUGUGAAAGAUUUCUCUUCCUCAGCAUCUGUUUUUACAGAAAACAUGGAAACGCAUUCAAUACAUGUUCAAUAAAUGUUUUGUAUCAAAUGUUCUUGUGAAACGUGUUUAAAAUUUUUGGUAUAGAGCUGUAGGUAAGCAGUUAAGUGUAUGUAGACGGCAUAUAGACUUUUCAUUGUUCUUUAUUGAAAAAUCUGACAUUUCAUGCAUUCCAUAUUUGGAAAAUUAAAGGUCCUUAGUUUAACA